Nelumbo nucifera (sacred lotus) is the source of this 1825-nucleotide messenger RNA. Its product is annotated as sporulation RMD1-like protein, putative (DUF155). The record is from RefSeq and is a predicted model, not a curated record. NCBI's taxonomy places the organism in Eukaryota, Viridiplantae, Streptophyta, Magnoliopsida, Proteales, Nelumbonaceae.
CCUGUGCAUCGUCAUUUCGAUAUCUUCGUUCCAUUGUGGCUUCAAGAGUCAGAGUACUUUGGUAUUGGAACGGUGUCUACUCUCCGGUGGAAACUAUAAAGUAUAAACCCUGUCUGGGCUCACGUUGAUCUCUUGCUUAUUUCGCAAGCCUCUCAGCGUCUGGCAGUGGCAGCAGCUGCAACAAGAGCAGAGCGAAGCAUAUGAUGUUGGGAUGAAAAUGUGGCGAGGUCGUUCCAUUGACAAGCAUUUGAAGACGAUGCUUCUGCUGUCUUCUACUUCAUCGUCUUUGUCACCAGCUACGUCGUUCAGAGCAAAACCAGCUUUUUCAAACUAUUGCCUUGUUAUUCCAACAUCACCCCGUUGUUUCUCCACCACGAAAUCCUCAACCUUCCAGCGGAACUUGUUGUCUUUCAAUUCAAGGCCGAGCGGUUCCAAUUUCGGUUCCGGCUGCCGUACCCUCGUUAUUCGAGGGCUUUCUUCAAUCCCCUCGGCGCACACAUUGGACUGGAACGAGUCCGUUUCCUGCUCGGAGAUCGGCGAUGGCCCUAGCAGCACCAUAACCGAGGAGGAGGAGAUGAAACCUUCCAUUCCUGUUAGGGCCUAUUUCUUCUCUACUAGUAUUGAUCUGAGAAGUCUAGUUGAUCAGAAUAAAGCCAAUUUCAUCCCGCCUACUUCUCGCAUGACUAAUUAUGUUGUCCUUCGAUUCGGAGACGUUAAGUCUGACCCCAGCGGUUGUGGAGCUAGUUUAAGUGGGAGUGAUUGCUCUUACAUGAUAGUUUUUCAAUAUGGAUCCAUUGUCUUAUUUAAUAUUCGUGAUCAUGAGGUUGAUGGGUAUCUGAAGAUUGUAGAAAGACAUGCUUCAGGAUUGCUUCCUGAAAUGAGAAAGGAUGAGUAUGAAGUGAGAGAAAAACCAACUUUAAACACAUGGAUGCAAGGUGGGUUGGAUUACAUAAUGCUGCAGUAUUUGAACAUUGAUGGUAUUCGUACCAUUGGUAGUGUCCUUGGUCAAAGUAUUGCUCUUGAUUACUAUGUUCGCCAGGUUGAUGGAAUGGUUGCAGAAUUUACCGACAUAAAUCGUGGAAUGGAGAAAACUGGCACCUUCACCAUGGAAAGGAAAAAACUUUUCCAGCUUGUUGGAAAGGCAAACUCUAAUCUAGCUGAUGUGAUUCUUAAACUUGGGCUUUUUGAAAGAUCAGAUAUUGCUUGGAAAGAUGCAAAGUAUGCUCAGAUAUGGGAAUAUCUUCGGGAUGAAUUUGAAUUGACUCAGAGAUUUGCAAGCCUUGAUUUCAAGUUGAAGUUUGUGGAGCAUAAUAUUCGCUUUCUACAAGAGAUUCUACAAAAUAGGAAAUCAGAUUUUCUGGAGUGGCUUAUCAUUAUAUUGAUUGGUGCUGAGAUUCUUAUUUCUGUUUAUGAUAUUGCCCACAAGUCAUCAAUAACUUCACUAUAGCAAGUGAAAAUGCUGAAGGCAGAAUGAAGUGGUGAAAAUAUAUGAGGUUAGAGAUGCAGUGAUUUUAAUCUUCCAGAAUUAAUCCUUGCCGCUCUUUGCAGCCUAGUACAAAAGUUCUUUGAUGCCCCCCUAAUCGUCAGUGGUCUUAUUGGAAAAGUUUAUGAUUUUGGCAUAUGGUGAUGACCAUUUGCUUUUUGUAUAAUCUCAAUUUAAAUUUGUAAAUAGUGGACUUUAGGAUUAUGAAGAUUUUUUUUUUCCUCUUUGAAAAGUAAUGAUACACUUCAGUUUCAGUUUUAGUGUCUGCAUCAAUGUUUGAAUACAUUUUUGUUCAAGUAAGUUUUUGAAGUGAUGGCAAGCAAAUAUUACUAGAGUUGGACA